CUCCCCCCCCACCCUCCCCCCCCGCCCCAACCUCCCCCCCGCCCUCCCCAUCCCCGCCGCCAGCCAUGGCCGACAUGAAGACCGGCAUCUUCGCCAAAAACGUCCAGAAACGCCUCAAUCGCGCCCAGGAGAAGGUACUUCAAAAACUAGGAAAAGCAGAUGAAACAAAAGAUGAACAGUUUGAAGAAUACGUUCAAAAUUUCAAACGGCAAGAGGCAGAGGGUUCCAGACUCCAGAGAGAACUGAGAGGAUAUUUAGCAGCCAUCAAAGGGAUGCAAGAUGCCUCAAAGAAGCUUACAGAGUCUCUUCAUGAAGUGUAUGAGCCAGAUUGGUAUGGACGGGAAGAUGUGAAAAUGAUUGGAGAGAAAUGUGAUGAACUUUGGGAAGACUUCCACCAAAAACUGGUGGAUGGGUCGUUGUUGACUUUGGAUACAUAUCUAGGACAAUUUCCUGAUAUCAAAACUCGCAUUGCAAAACGAAGCAGAAAGCUAGUGGACUACGACAGUGCAAGGCAUCAUCUAGAAGCCCUGCAGAGCUCAAAAAGAAAAGAUGAAGGCAGAAUUACCAAGGCAGAAGAAGAAUUUCAAAAAGCCCAGAAAGUGUUUGAAGAGUUUAACACUGAUUUACAAGAAGAGUUGCCAUCUCUGUGGUCACGACGAGUUGGCUUCUAUGUGAACACCUUCAAAAAUGUAUCCAGCCUCGAAGCCAAGUUUCACAAGGAAAUAGCUUUACUAUGUCACAAACUGUAUGAAGUGAUGACAAAGCUUGGAGAUCAGCACGCAGACAAGGCCUUCACCAUUCAAGGGGCACCAAGUGAUUCAGGUCCACUCCGCAUUGCAAAAACACCGUCACCACCAGAGGAGGUCUCUCCCUUGCCUAGCCCUACUGCUAGUCCCAACCAUAUGCUGGCACCAGCAUCUCCGGCACCAGCCCGACCUAAGUCACCCACACAGCUGAGGAAAGGUCCGCCAGUCCCACCACUGCCUAAGCUCACACCCACGAAGGAGUUGCAACAGGAGAACAUCAUUAACUUCUUUGAUGACAACUUUGUCCCAGAAAUCAAUGUGAUGACCCCAUCACAGAAUGAAGUUCCCGAAGCUAAGAAAGAGGAAUCUUUGCUAGAUUUGGACUUCGACCCUUUCAAACCAGAAGUUGUAUCAACAGGAGUUACUCAUUCACCCAUGUCUCAGACAUUGCCAUGGGAUCUAUGGACGACAAGCAGCGAAUUGGUGCAGCCGCCUGAUUCUUCAAAAAGUCUUUCCCUGUGUAACCUGAUCAUGGAGGAAACCCCAAACAGUGGGUCAUCAGAAGAUACUAACAGAUCUCAAACUGAUCUAGGUUCACUCAACUGGGGCCUAGAUGUUAGCACACCCAGUGUCAGCCAGGAAAUCGCUGCAGGUGGUUCUUUGCUUUUCUCUGUGGCAGAGCAAACCUCAAGCGAAUCCACGGGUACUCUGCCUGCUAGUGUUUGGCCUGCUGUAGGUGAGCAGGAGGAUGCUGCACCAGGGUCAGCUUCUGUAAACGAAAACCAGAGGACUUCACUGGAGGACCAGUUGGAUGCCAAAAAUGUCCCAUGGGAAGAUGUGGUGACAAAUCAGCCUUUAGAGAACAUAACCAGUUUUGAGAUGCCCAUCCUGGGAACUGAUAGCUUGUUGGAUGAACCCCUCCCAUGUGAUGUGCAAAAGGCAGAGGAAGAGCGGGAGGAAGACGAGUGGGCAGGUGUCAAGCCAAGUGAAAAGGUAGAGACCAGAGCUGUUAACUACAAGGAGGUAGAAGGUACAGAGGAACUGGAAGAGCAAGGUUGUGAAACCAAAGGAAACAGUGAGGCAGAACUUCAUAAGGGUAUAGCAAAAUCAGAUCUUCAAAUUUUAGUCAGCACAGAGGUCGAAAAUUUACAUGAGUUGGAAGAUAAUGAUGGGGAUACUGGGAGAGCUAGUGGUGCUAACAUAGAAAACCCUAGGGAAGAAGAAUUCAAAUGGGUCAAUGUCACUGAGGAGACAGAUGGAGAAAUACCAUUGUUGACCACAGGGCUGGAAGGUGGGGACAAAAUAGUAGUGCACAACUGUAAAACUAUAGAAAGCACUGGCGCUGAACCUGAGAGAGUCUUUGGUAUCUGGGAUCAGGACCAUGAAAGGACAUUUGAGGAUGGCUUAGACCAAACUGACAGUGGUACUGGAGAGAGUACAUCCAUGGAGUGUACAAACAUGACAGCCCAUGUUGACCUAGAGGUAACUGACCACACAGAAAAGGAUCCUACAGAUGCUGGAAAUGUUCUGUGUGAUGCUGAAUUAUUCAGUGCAGAAGAGUCUGGUAAAGGAACUGAAGACAAUAGCAUCAGCCUCCUCCCAAAUGGUAGCGCUGCUGCUGAAGGUCAAGCUGCUGCUGAAAAAGAGUGGGCAUUGCUGCCUGAGACAGCUGAUGCUGCUAGCGCAAGCUGUGGUAGUCCUUGCCUAGAUAAUGCAGAAGACCAAGUGACAGGUAGGGCAGCAGCAGCAGUCACUGAAGAGCAUCCCAGUAGCAGUGGUGUUCCUGAAGCCUUGGAAACAGACCCCUGGUUGGCAAACUGGGAUCCAACAGUUACUAAUGAUUCCUGGGGUUUUUCUAAUCUGUCAGAUGGCCAAGCCAAUGGACUGGAUAAUUGGCCCUUUUUCCCCAAGCAGCAAGACUCAGAGGAAGGUAACAUGGAAAAUGUUUGGUUAGGCAUUAGUGAUAAAUGGUCUACACAAGACCUAGGAGGGACUGAUAACAGCUGGGGAGAAGUAGGUGCAAGCACAAGCAAUAAAAGUCAGGAGGCACCAGUAAAACAAGGCUUGCCUGGGGAGCAGGCAGGCAUUAGAAAUCCUGGACCGAGCAAGGAGAUAGCUAGACCCUUGGCUCUGUUUCAAAUGGGAAAUUCCAGAAAUGCUAGCACCGAGAGUUCAACUAGUCCUAAAGACAAUGAGACCAACAACUCAGAUUUAUCUGAAGAUGAAAUUGCUAACCGGAGAUAUGGAUUGUUGUACCAGGAAAUUGAGGCUGAUAAAGAAGAGGCAUCCAGCACAGCAUUUAAUGGAUUUGCACAGGAUACCUCUGCAUUUACAGUGCAAUCAAAUGAGAAUGUGACAGAGUCUUUGACUGAGGCUGAAGAAGCUCCACCUGGGGAACCCAAGGUCGAGGAAACCCCUGCUGCUGCUGUUGCGGAAAAGGAGGCCAUCCCUGCUGAGCCUGCCAAGCCAGCAGAGCAGGCUGCGGACAGUGUCAAGGCAGGGGAUAAGGAGACAACUGGAGUUGCUGAGAAAGCAAGCGAGGUGGUACCUGUCGACGAGGGGGCUGCGGCAGCAGAAGACGGUGCCGCUGUGACAGCAGGAGCUGGUGCUGCUACCACUGAGCAGGAGGGUGUUGCUGAAGGUGACAAACCUCAGGGAGAAGAAAAGGAGGCUGACGUGUCUCAGGAAAAGGUCAGCAGCAUCCCUUCAGUAGUAAUAGAGCCAGCAUCAAACAACGAGGGGGAGGGAGAAGAACAUGACGUCAUUGUGAAUGAGUCCAAAGAUGCCGCAGCAGAGAUGGGCACUCAGGGCGCUGACACUUCUCCCAGUGAAACUUCCCAAGUUGGAAGUGAGCAGAAACCUGCUAAAGAAAUCCAGGCUGCACCUUCUCAAGAGCAGCCUGUUCCAGCAGAAGACGCAGCUUCUGCGAUGCCACCCGGCUUUCUUUUUAAGGUUGAAGUUCUACAUGAUUUUGAGGCAGCUAACAGUGAUGAGCUGAAUUUAAAACGAGGAGAUAUUGUACUAGUAAUUCCUUCUGAGACCACAGCUGAUCAGGAGGCUGGCUGGUUGACAGGCAUUAAGGAAUCCGAGUGGCUUCAGUACAGAGAUGCAAAUAGUUAUAAGGGACUUUUCCCAGAGAACUUCACACGCCAUCUGGAGUAGUUCUCCGCUCUGGCAGGCGAAUGUGGUACGAAGCUCAGUCAGUAGGUUUUUAACCUCUUUGAAACACAGGAGCCCACCUUUUUGUAGUUUAAGCUGUUAAUGGUUUACAGACUGGUGCCAGACAAAGCUUGUUGAAACAUAUCAAAAUGAGCAUGAAUGCAAACAGUUAAGCUAGCAAUUUCUAAAGCAGUACAUGAAAAAAAAUCGAAUAAAAAAGAAAUGUCCUUAUUUGUUCACAUGUACAUGGCAACAGGUUUGUUUGUGCUUUGUCAGAGCUGUGGUGAUCCUGUAUUUGGUCCUUUCCCAUGAAAUCUGAAAUUAGCCUCCUCAAUACCAAAACCUUAACUUCUCUGCACUAAGUGUAUUGUAUUGAGUUGCACUGCAGAAGAUUUAAUUAGUUAUCCUGUAGUAACGAGGUCAAACUAUUAUAAGUUUCAUGUGUUUAAAAAAAUAAUUAACUGCUGCAACGUUUUUCAAUGUUAUUUUUAGACAUGCAUAAUAUAUAUACACACAAGAACUUAUAUGUGUAUAUAUAAGUGCAUAUGGAUAUAUAUGCGUUUUCACGACUUCAUCGUAGUUCUUUGGCUGUGUAGUAUCAUCAGUUACAUGCAUUGCUCUUUCACUGUCUGGCAUUACAGGAAAUGGUUUUGUUCUAAAGCAAAACUAGCUGCUCCAUUGCCAAAACAUGAUACAGUAUCUGUGUUUGUAAUGUGAAAUUUUCAUUCUGAGAUGAUGAAUAACAUCAUGUUCAAAGCUGCUAAACCUUUGAGAAGGCAUGGCUCAGUCUCCUCUUCCAGCUGCAGUAGUUACAAUGAGAUAGUCUGGAGGGGGAGCUGUUAUGAUGCUAAUCUAUACUUUUUUAUUUAAUUGGCUGAAUAAAUUUAAAAAAAGAAACAGAACUAAUCUCUGAGAAGAAAUAAACACUAUAUAUUUUCACUAUAUGUAUUUAUGCAGCGUACCUUCACAGAUCCUUUUAAAGUAAGAUAUAUAAUGUAUCCUGUAUCAAAAAGUCAUCUGUAACUUAUGUUUUCCAGUGCUGUGUCAUUAAAAAUAAACCUUUGAUCCAAAGAA
Messenger RNA from Harpia harpyja (harpy eagle), 4979 nucleotides. RefSeq names its product amphiphysin (gene AMPH). The transcript has 23 exons. The coding region runs from base 66 to 3908 and encodes 1280 amino acids. Gene Ontology annotation, biological process: synaptic vesicle endocytosis. Gene Ontology annotation, cellular component: synaptic vesicle; cytoplasm; plasma membrane. The record is from RefSeq and is a predicted model, not a curated record. Gene Ontology annotation, molecular function: phospholipid binding; protein binding. Lineage: Eukaryota; Metazoa; Chordata; Aves; Accipitriformes; Accipitridae.